This is a messenger RNA of Penicillium manginii, 1335 nucleotides long. RefSeq lists its product as uncharacterized. Bases 1 to 1335 code for a protein of 444 amino acids. The transcript has a single exon. The record is from RefSeq and is a predicted model, not a curated record. NCBI's taxonomy places the organism in Eukaryota, Fungi, Ascomycota, Eurotiomycetes, Eurotiales, Aspergillaceae.
AUGACAAUCCCCCACGACCCAGCGCGGGUCGCCAGCAUCCUUCUAUCCCAACACGACAGCACCCUGAUCUCCUGCAAAACAAUCCAACGACUCUGGGCCGGCUACGGUCAGAUAUGCAGUGUGACCGCGCGAGCGAACAGUGACGCAGCAGCAACGCAUUUACACUCACUAUGCCACUCAAAAGCAAAUUCCAAAUCAAGCGCCAAAGCAGGAGACUCGUUCCAAUUAAUUCUCAAACUGAUCUCUGCGCCGAAAGGGUCAAGUUCGGCAGCAGGAAGAGGAAGGCCCGACGAAGGCCACCUGCGCAAAAUGUUUAGCUACGAGGUUGAGCAGUUCUUUUACGGGCAUAUUGUUCCUAGACUGGACGGGUUGGGCGUUGCGAAGUGUCUUGCCUCGACGUCUGGGUCCGACUCGGAUGAUCCCGAUGAUGACUCGGACCAACUGAGUGGCUGUAUGGCGAUUCUCAUGGCUGAUUUGCGGGCUAUGUAUCCCGUUUCCGGGGAGAAGAGGGGUGUUCUGUCUUCUGCUCAGGUCUUCGGCUCGUUGGCGUGGUUGGCUUCUUUUCAUGCGCGGUCUUGGGGGUUGGGACUGGUUUCUGUGCGGGAGGGACAGUAUAUUCUUCCGCCGUUGGAGGAGUAUUCUCGCCGUGGGGCUGAGAAACUUGAACUUGAAGGCGCAAGUCAAAGCCAUGCCAAUGUAUGGCUCAAUGGUGGAUACACAUAUCUCGCGACAAGGCGGAAGGAAUACGACUCGCUGGUCGAAGACGAUUCUUCCGAAUGGUCGGCGGCGUUCUGCAGUCCAUUCGCAUCGUCAGGUCCGUCAUCAACGGCCGAAUUGGCAGCCUUGUGUCUGGCUCCGCGGGGCCGGGCAAUGGAGUCGCUUAUCCACGGCGACGUGAAGUCUGAGAAUCUUUUCACGUCGGAGUCCGGGGACGAUGUGGCCUUUUUUGAUUUCCAGUAUGUGGGUCUUGGGCUUGGGGUUUGCGAUCUGGCGAAGUUGUUUACUUGUUCUGUGCCGGUGGACAUGCUUUUGGGUGGAGAGUCGCGGUCCGGGGACUAUCGAGAUCUACCUGAUUCCUUGGAUAUGUGUGCCGGUGAGAAGAUCCUGCUAGAGCGAUAUCGUGCGUCAUUGUUGCGGGGUAAAGGCGAAGGAUUUUAUGAUUGGGACUUGCUUGUGAGGCAUUGGGAGACUGCCUUGGUGGAUUGGUGCCGGUUCCAGGCGUCUUGGGGGUUUUGGGGCAAUACGAAGUGGCUUGAAGCAAGGGUGAGGUCUAUUCUGGCCGAUCAGGGGUGGAGGAAUUGGUUGGAGGAUGAUAUUAAGAAGAUUCAAGUUUAG